Molecule: messenger RNA, 318 nt
Organism: Saccharomyces mikatae IFO 1815
Lineage: Eukaryota; Fungi; Ascomycota; Saccharomycetes; Saccharomycetales; Saccharomycetaceae
Gene: NRS1
Product: Nrs1p
Exons: 1
Coding region: 1-318 (105 amino acids)
Source: RefSeq, a predicted model, not a curated record
AUGGAUAUGCUUCAUGAUAAGUGUGGUGACCCUAUUGGGAGCACCUCAGAUGAUUGUUGGGGUUACGAGGUAGAUAAACAUAAAUAUCAAUAUGAGGAAUUAGAGAAUAGCACUUACUUUGAGCCCUUCGAUAUGGAAUCACAAGAUAAUAGUGACAGUAUAGAGGAUUUUUUGUUCUUUAAUAUCAAUCUAAGCCAGAAGUUUGAGUUCGAGAGCCAAGGGCAAGACGAGCACACAAAAAAGGCAAAAAAACAUAAUCCAUUUUAUGUACCGUCAAAAGUAGUGCGGGAGAUGGUCAGAAAAACUGACGUUGAAUAG